Molecule: messenger RNA, 1176 nt
Organism: Closterium sp. Naga37s-1
Lineage: Eukaryota; Viridiplantae; Streptophyta; Zygnematophyceae; Desmidiales; Closteriaceae
Source: the annotation of a GenBank genome assembly
AUGGACCGGUUGGACCGGACUGGCCUGUUGGGCCAAUGGACCGGUUGGACCGACUGGCCUGUUGACCGGUUGGACCGACUGGCCUGUUGGUCCAAUGGACCGGUUGGACCGACUGGCCUGUUGGUCCAUGGGACGGUUGGACCGACUGGCCUGUUGGUCCAAUGGACCGGCUGGACCGACUGGCCUGUUGGUCCAAUGGACCGGUUGGACCGACUGGCCUUUUGGGCCAAUGGACCGGUUGGACCCACUAGCCUUUUGGGCCAAUGCACCGGUUGGACCGACUGGCCUGUUGGGCCAAUGGACCGGUUGGACCGACUGGCCUGUUGGGCCAAUGGAACGGUUGGACCGACUGGCCUGUUGGGCCAAUGGACCGGUUGGACCGACUGGCCUGUUGGUCCAAUGGACCGGUUGGACCGACUGGCCUGUUGGGCCAAUGGACCAGUUGGACCGACUGGCCUGUUGGGCCAAUGGACCGGUUGGACCCAUUGUCCUGUUGGUCCAAUGGACCGGUUGGACCGAGUGGCCUGUUGGUCCAAUGGUCCGGUUGGACCCACUGUGCUGAGGUCCAAUGGACCGUUGGACCGACUGGCCUGUUGGCCCAAUGGACCGGUUGGACCGGUUGGACCGACAGGCCUAUUGGGCAAAUGGACCGGUUGGACCGACUUGCCUGUUGGGCCAAUAGACCGGUUGGAUCAACUUGCCUGUUGGGCCAAUGGACAGGUUGGACCGGACUGGCCUGUUGGGCCAAAGGACCUGUUGUACCGACUGGCCUGUUGGUCCAAUGGACCGGUUGGACCGACUGGCCUGUUGGUCCAAUGGACCGCUUGGACCGACUGGCCUGUUGGUCCAUGGGACGGUUGGACCGACUGGCCUGUUGGUCCAAUGGACCGGCUGGACCGACUGGCCUGUUGGUCCAAUGGACCGGCUGGACCGACUGGCCUGUUGGGCCAAUGGACCGGUUGGACCGAUUGGCCUUUUGGGCCAAUGGACCGGUUGGACCCACUAGCCUUUUGGGCCAAUGCACCGGUUGGACCGACUGGCCUGUUGGGCCAAUGGACCGGUUGGACCGACUGGCCUGUUGGGCCAAUGGAACGGUUGGACCGACUGGCCUGUUGGGCCAAUGGACCGGUUGGACCGACUGGCCUGUUGGUCCAAUGGACCGGUUGGACCGACUAG